This is a messenger RNA of Acaulospora morrowiae, 950 nucleotides long. The record is from the annotation of a GenBank genome assembly. Lineage: Eukaryota; Fungi; Glomeromycota; Glomeromycetes; Diversisporales; Acaulosporaceae.
GAUCUGGUGACCGAUGAGUGGGGAAAAGAGGACUUGGCAACCGAUAAGUGGGGAGAAAAUAUUCUCCCGACUUCUUCAACAAUGCCUCUCGUUUCUAAAAAAAAGCGCGCCUACAAAAAUCAAUUACGUGAUAAAACCGGAAGGUUCGGAGCAUCCAAAAAAUUUAAAAUAACUGAGGGGAAUGGAAUAGAAAAAGAUCCGGUGGCCGAUGGGUGGGAGGAAGAGGAUCUAGUAGCCGAUGAGGGGGGAGAAGAGGAUCUGGUGACCGAUGAGUGGGGAAAAGAGGACUUGGCAACCGAUAAGUGGGGAGAAAAUAUUCUUCCGACUUCUUCAACAAUGCCUCUCGUUUCUAAAAAAAAGCGCGCCUACAAAAAUCAAUUACGUAAUAAAACCAGAAGGUUCGGAGCAUCCAAAAAAUUUAAAACAACUGAGGGGAGUGAAAUAGAAAAGGAUCCGGUGGCCGAUGGGUGGAAGGAAGAAAAUCUGGUAGUCGAUAAGUGGGGAGAAGAGAAUCUGGUGACCGAUAAGUGGGGAAAAGAGGAUCUGGCAGCCGAUAAGUGGGGAGAAAAGGAUCUAGCAGCCGAUGAGUGGGGGGACGAGGAGGAUAGUAACUGGGAAGACGAGAUAGAUUUUCAAGAAAGUCGGAAGGAACACCUAACAAAACAAGCAUUAGAGUUAGUUUGGAAGGAUAAUACUGUACUAGAAAAUCAAAAACGUGGUCCUUAUCUUGUUGGGCCAACAAAGAAAUCAACAUAUUAUGAAAAAUGGGGUCCGAAUGGUGCAUAUACUAUUGCGACAAAAGGUACAAAAAAAAUAAAUGAGUAUUUCUCCUCUCGAGAUGAUUCUAACAGUAAUAGUUUAUUUUCGGAUGAGGUUUUAAACAAUGUGGAUAGAGGAGAUGGUUGGGCAUCCGAGAACACUUUGCAAAAAAUAACAGCAUUAAAAACUGA